CUCCAUUACUCACAAUUUUGGAAGUGAACACACACAGUUGUGUAGUGUCCCCUCUCCCUUCAUUAUGUCUCAUAAUAGACGAGCCUGCAUUUCUCAUCAUAAAAAUUUAGACAUUUUUCAUAAUGUCAAGAAACACACCCCGUUAUUGACCCAUAAUGACACUAUUAACCACAAAGAAGCUCACGCAUUGCGCACUUAUUUCAACUGGAAACAUGGCACGAAAAAACACGUUUACUCAAAUCGCUUAGGCAUUUCGUAUGAUGUCUCGUACUUAGCGAACGAAUAUAAACAUUUCAACACGCAGAAGAAACACCUUAUGUACCGUAAAUGGUUAGAUAAUUUCCGUUCACACCAUUCCGACAAUAGUAAAAGGAGUAACAAACAAAAAUCCCGCUUUCAGCGGGCAUGUAGAUCGGUUUUCUACAAUCGUGGUAAUAACAAAAAGUCACAGAGACGUGUGGAUAGUCUUGAAGAAAAACUUCAGCGUGCUAGACAACACCGUUUUCUAUUUUUACCUUCACAGCAUAUUAACAGACCUAUACAACAUGUGAAUUACCAUAACCCGUUCCGCCGACCCGCUCCACGUUAUCCAAGGGACGAUUCAAUUAGUACGACAAGUACUAGCUCGCCUGCCACCAAUUCACAACCCGUUCCCGUCGAAGAUGAGAACAUUUGGCACGACAAGCUGGGUAUUUGGAUUCCUAACAGUCUCCUUCCUUACGUAACCGAAGAACCUGUUUAUAUUUCUAAAAGACAGGCCAAACUCAAAGGUCAACAUUUUACGCCAGGCUGUGCGUAUUGGUUAGAUGGUAUUAAAAAACGUAAAAAAGCUCAUGAAUUAGCUUUACGUCAACAAAAAGAUCAAGAAGCAUAUGAUAAUGCUCGCCUCAAUAUUGAAAAAGAACUUUAUGCCAGAGCUCAACUCUGGGGUACCUCUAUCAACCGUAUAGAAUAUCGUGAAGAUAUGACAAAAGACCUCACCAAUUUCCAGGAUCAUUAUCACAAGAAAAUCUCACCUCUGAUUGAGCGUCGUGCUGAUCUAGAGAACAGGCAUAAACAGGGAAAAAACAUUUUCAAAACUAACAAACAAUUACUCCAGUUAGAACAGGAGCUUGGUCGUUUUAAUAUCGACUAUUUCUCAGUCAUGAACAUUGAUGCCUCCCAUUAUCGUUAUAAAGGACAUACAUCCGAUGAUGCGAAACAACUUGAAAUCAGACCACAUAAACGUCCUCCUGUCUCGACUAUAAAUGCAGACAGGCACACCACCCACAUCAAAAAAUUGAGACUAGAUAUUCUCUCUUCAGCAGACUUUAAAGUCUCCGCCUCACUUUAACAAUUUUUAGAUCACCUAUCAGCUUAUCUUUUUUUUAGUGGCACGCUGAUAGUCAUAGUUUGCGUUAUACCUAGCCACUUUUUUUUACUUUUUUUGACUAGUAUUUUUAUACAUCUUUUUUUUUUUUGGGUAA
This is a messenger RNA of Rhizophagus irregularis DAOM 181602=DAOM 197198, 1466 nucleotides long. RefSeq lists its product as uncharacterized. NCBI's taxonomy places the organism in Eukaryota, Fungi, Glomeromycota, Glomeromycetes, Glomerales, Glomeraceae. The record is from RefSeq and is a predicted model, not a curated record.